Acaulospora colombiana is the source of this 190-nucleotide messenger RNA. NCBI's taxonomy places the organism in Eukaryota, Fungi, Glomeromycota, Glomeromycetes, Diversisporales, Acaulosporaceae. The record is from the annotation of a GenBank genome assembly.
UGCAAGCGAAAACAACAAAAGUAAUAAAGUCGAGUUUCCAGACUCCACCAAAAUUGAAUCCUCUCGCAAACGUCCUUUAUUCCAACACGCAUUAGAGGAAGCUGCGGAAGAUAGCGGAGUGGGUGUGGAUAUGAUAUCCGGAGUAGCCAUCAUAUUAGGGAAAGUGGUAGUGAUGGAUGUUACCGCAUGA